This is a messenger RNA of Botrytis cinerea B05.10, 1219 nucleotides long. RefSeq lists its product as hypothetical. The coding region runs from base 438 to 839 and encodes 133 amino acids. The record is from RefSeq and is a predicted model, not a curated record. The transcript has 5 exons. NCBI's taxonomy places the organism in Eukaryota, Fungi, Ascomycota, Leotiomycetes, Helotiales, Sclerotiniaceae.
GGUUACGGUAUAUGUUGAUGACAAACCAUUGAAAGAAUAUGAGAGCGCCGAAGAUGAGGUGACGUUAAAUGAAUCACAAGGACUCGGCAAGAAGUUUGAAGUCGCCCAGCAUCAGAGUUCUGUAACCGUUAAAAAGUUUGUCGAAUCUGCAGCCGGCGAAUUUUUCACUAUCAAAUGCUCUGUCCAAAACCCAUAGAGAUAUGCAGACGUUUGUACGUAUCUUUCAUUUUGCACUUAUAUCGAUGGCAAGAUCCUGUCUUGGGCCCCCGUUUUCAACAAAGAGACAUACGAAAAAGAUAGUUUUAGCUUGACUCGAGCAGUCGAGGGAAAUAUCUCCAAGGAGGAUAAGAAAGAACUACUACAAACAUUACAGUUCACAGAGACACACUUGACUCAGUGCGACGAUUUGAUUGAAGCAGUAACUCGACUUGACGGAAAUGGACGUUUCGUGGGUGAAAUCGAAAGCUCCAUUACUUAGUAAAACCGAGAUUCCGGAGAACCUGUUGAAGGAUCAAGCAAAAUCACAUAGCAGAUUGUUUGGUCAAGGGGAGGCUAAAAGCAAAGGCAAAUAUCAGAAGAUGGAUUUUCUCGAUGGUGGAAGAGAGUACCCUAUUGCAAUUUUAAAUUUUCAACAUGGCUCGAGAGGAGAUCUUGAAACCUUGGGUGUUAUCGAAAGAAGUCCGGAGCCAGGGUUGUCAUUUGGUUAUGUUCACAAUUCUAAACCGCUACCUAUGCCGAUCAGUGAACCUCAAGUUCCAGAAAAGUCGUUCCGGGAUACGAUGAAAGAAACAAAGGUGGAGGCAGAAGAAAAGCUGCCAAACAACAAUUUUCGUGACUGAUAUACUUCUAACUCACUGGCAAACACGUUCACCCCUCCAUCAAUCAAGCAAAAUUUUACCCUAACAGCCACUUCAGUACCUGCCAGCUCUUCGAAUGUUAUACCUCCAAUAAAUUCUGCAUCCUGGAAUGUUCGAUAUCUAUAUCCAACACAGACUGGCAAUUCAUUUGGGCAAUUCCUGCAAUAUUUACAAACACACGGAGGUGGGCAGCCCGCACAGGCACCUCCGCUAUUCCCAGUAGGAACCAUUACCGCAGCCCUUCCCAACUUAUCAACAUCUACCGGUAGUAGCGGUAGCAUCACUACAGCUACUUCGAAGACACCACCCACUCAAGCGCGAGAAAGAAGGGAAUGAGAGUGGAAGUCGCAAGAGACGCCGCA